AUGGAAGUUCCUGAGGCCCCUCCACCAGCACAAGUUGCGACAGUAGCAACCCCAAUCAACCUCAUUCUACUCUCCCUCUUCGUGGUCCUGGUCUACAUGCGCUUGCGGCCCUCACCUGCCGCGACUCUGCCGACUCCCCCAGCACCGCUCGUAUUCAAGACUUUUACUCCGCCAACACUCCAACCGUACAACGGCGAGAACGGGCAGCCAGUGUAUCUUGCUGUCCGCGGCAAAGUCUUCGAUGUCACACCCGGCCGCAACUUCUAUGGUCCUGGCGGACCGUAUGAGAACUUCGCCGGGCGAGAUGCGAGUCGAGGGCUGGCGUGCCAGAGCUUCGACGCUGAGAUGCUGACGGAGGACUUGAAUGGGCCUCUCGAUCGACUCGAGGACUUGGGGAAUGAGGAGAUGGACAACUUGCGAGGGUGGGAAGAGCGAUUCAAUGAGAAGUAUCUGGUUGUUGGCAAGCUGGUGCCCGUGGGACACGCGGAGGCCGACGAGGACGUGAAGGCGUCGUAG
Saxophila tyrrhenica is the source of this 516-nucleotide messenger RNA. RefSeq names its product Dihydrodipicolinate synthase (gene DAP1). Gene Ontology annotation, cellular component: membrane; endomembrane system; endoplasmic reticulum. The record is from RefSeq and is a predicted model, not a curated record. Bases 1 to 516 code for a protein of 171 amino acids. The transcript has 2 exons. Lineage: Eukaryota; Fungi; Ascomycota; Dothideomycetes; Mycosphaerellales; Extremaceae.